Raphanus sativus (radish) is the source of this 1647-nucleotide messenger RNA. RefSeq names its product probable methyltransferase At1g29790. Lineage: Eukaryota; Viridiplantae; Streptophyta; Magnoliopsida; Brassicales; Brassicaceae. The record is from RefSeq and is a predicted model, not a curated record. The transcript has a single exon. The coding region runs from base 130 to 1554 and encodes 474 amino acids. Gene Ontology annotation, molecular function: methyltransferase activity.
GUCAAGAUAACAUAAAGAUGAAGUUAAUGUAUACCCUGCAACCAGAUUUGAGUAUAUAACCUAGUAAUGUUGUUCAAGAACCAGUUUUGGAGUUUGUGUUGAUAUUGUGUGUUGUACAGAGUUUGAAGGAUGGUGAAGGCGAAUGUAUUAUCGAAGAUUAGAGCUUUCGGGGGCGUUAACAGACCCAUCUAUGUCUUGGUUGGUUUGGCAUUUCUCAUCUCAGUGGCUACUUUGGCUAAGUUCAAUUACAUCACACCGCUAAGCUUCUCUGGUCGGUUCUGUAAUAAUCAUGGAAGCUUUGACGGCGACAACUAUAUUCUCGGAAGCCAAAUGAGAAAGACUAUAGAAUCCGCCAUCUUCAAAAUCCACCAAGAAAUGGAUGAUCUCAAGGCUCUAGAAGCUAAUUCUUCUGCUCCACCGUCUGAUUCAUCAGCUUCAGGAUCCAUGUUUAGGCAUGUAGCUUUCCUUGCAGAUGUUCUUUCACUGAUUCAGUCAGUUCACAUGGAGUUACCUUCUUUCGAAGAAGUGGAUCAUCCGUUGAAACAGAGGAACGGUGACCCUGGCGAGCAUUUCAUGAGGGAAGAGAUCAAGAAAUACAUAAAGAUCAAACCUAACCGGCUUGGAAAGCAGAACUUCAUGGGAGCUAAUGGAACGUUCACAUCGAUAGGGCACGCUUGCUUUGCCAUGAAGAAAGAUCUAGAAGAGUAUAUGGACUACGACGUUGGGGAGAUCUGCAACGACGACUGGAGAUUAGCUCAGAAGCUUAUGGUUCACGGUUGUGAUCCGUUGCCUAGAAGACGGUGCUUCUCCCGUGCACCGCAGCUAUACUACAAACCGUUGCCGAUCAACGAGUCUUUGUGGAAGCUUCCGGAUAACCGGAACGUGAGAUGGGGACAGUAUAAAUGCAAGAACUUUACUUGUCUCGCAAGCAACACAACAGCAAGAAAAGGGUUCUUCAAAUGCACUGAUUGCUUCAAUCUCACGCAUCACGAGUCGCCGAGAUGGGUUAACCGAGGAGAAAUCGAUCCAGAGACAAACCAAACAGCUGAUUUUUCUAUACAAGAAGUGCUGGAGAUAAAACCGGGAGAGAUUAGAAUCGGUUUGGACUUCAGCGUUGGCACUGGGACUUUUGCAGCGAGGAUGAGAGAAAGUAACGUCACCAUUGUAACAGCAACAAUCAACCUAGGAGCUCCAUUCAACGAGAUGAUCUCUCUCCGCGGUUUAGUCCCAUUGUACUUAACCGUGAACCAACGGUUACCCUUCUUCGACAGCACGCUGGAUAUGAUUCACACUACCAGGUUUCUUGAUGGAUGGAUCGACCUAAUACUUCUUGAUUUCGUGCUGUUUGAUUGGGACAGGGUUUUAAGACCAGGUGGGUUAUUGUGGAUAGAUGGUUUCUUUUGUCUGAAAGAGGAUUUGGGUGAUUAUAUGGAAGCGUUUAAAGCGUUGAGGUAUAGGAGACAUAAGUGGGUUGUGGUGCCUAAGAAAGACAAAGAUGAUAAAGAAGUUUUCUUCUCUGCUGUGUUAGAGAAACCUCCAAGACCCUUUAGAUGAUUGAAUCGUAGCUUCAUGUUUUGUGUUUACCAUUGAAAUGUGAAAAUGCUGUAAGAUAUGUAUUCGACUAGAAGUUUCCGGUAGUAUAAAUUA